AUGGCAGACUCCAAGCAGUCGAGCGAUUCCAGCCCACUGCCGCCGGCGUACUCCUCGACUGCCAUCAGUACACCAGUGUCUACCUCUCCUCGUUCGCUCACGCUGACGCUGAGCCAAGACCUUCACCGACCACCGUUGUUUACGUCCCUCGACUUCUCGCAAUACCAGAUCCCAGGCGGUAGGCUAACAGAUGACCACGUCACCACUGUGACCAGUUACGAGAGCUUCAGUCGCGAUCCUGGUGCCCUUCUGCAGCUUAUGCAGGAGCAGCUUCAGCUGCCUCCCAAGCUGCUCGUCCGCAUUCGUGGCACACAUCUUGAAUAUGGAGAGACGAAAGAUGACUUUGAUCUCACGCUAAACUUACUGCCGCUGCUGGUGUCGGAGGAUGAGCGCUGGUCCUACCUCAAGUUGGAUCCGAGCCGCAUCACGAUACACAACCAGCCUGUGUCACCCGAGCCAGCUUACGAUAUGACCUCUGCAGAUCUUGAGACGUUGACCAGGCUGUAUUGCGAGGACCCCGCUCCCCUCAAAUGCUUCACCCUUAAACGUCGGGUGGUCAAUUUCGACCAAGACAGAGUCGACGGCCUGAUCCGUACCACUGUGGCGUCGACUCGCUACCAAGGCGUGGUGGAGGUCAGCUUCCCCACAACCUUUGCAGAGGUCGCUGUCCGACACGGAGCUGAGCCGAAGGCUUCAUUCAAAGACCUCUUCUAUUGGAGUAUGGAGCCACCUCCAAAGAAAGAUCGCACCAUGCGCUACGAGUGUGCCGAGGUGAUCUGGCCAUUUGCGAAUGUUCCCGCCAAUGAGGCUGGUCGAUGUUGUGCCGUCCAGGAUGAGCAAAGCUGGUGGACUAGCUGGAAAGACGCUGUGCGAAAUGCCGUCCUUGCGAGAAGGACGGGCUAUGUGACGUUGGAGGACCGCAUGGACGUGGCUAUGGGGGUGGUCGUGCUUGACUCAGGCAAGGAUUGGGGUGUAUCCAAGUAG
This is a messenger RNA of Aspergillus lentulus, 984 nucleotides long. Lineage: Eukaryota; Fungi; Ascomycota; Eurotiomycetes; Eurotiales; Aspergillaceae. The record is from RefSeq and is a predicted model, not a curated record.